CUAUCCAAGUUUCACAUGGAUAACUACAGCAGCAGUGACGAGGACACAGACGCUGACGUUGACACCCAACUCAUCAUCCAACAGAGUUUGCUGGAUACUUACAAGCCAGGAAUAACUCCACACACUCCAGAAGAUGAGAGAUCCCAUUCCAUUUUGAGUGAUGAUUAUAAGAAGAUAAUUGAAGCAAUAGAGACAGGUAAGGAAGACGCGCUGGCACAGUUAGCCGAGUGCCACCCUGCCUUUGCUGAAGCCAGUGGGAGUGGCUGGCUUCCUCUGCACAAGGCAGCAGUACAGCUGAAUAAGAACAUCUUGGAAAUGACCCUGAAUGCUUCCAAACCCAGCAUGUGGGAACAAACCACCCACAAUGGUGAAACACCCCUUUUUUUGGCUGUCAGCAGUAGCCUCCUAGAAAAUGCCUGUUUUCUCCUUCUCAAUGGCUGCGAUCCAAAUGCUAAGAAUUUUGAAGGCAAUUCUCCUCUUCUUACAGCUGUUCUGAAAGACUCCUACGACAUGGUCACCUUGCUGAUCAGCCAUGGAGCAGACGUCAAUCUGAGGUGUGCCAAUGAGAGGACAGCUCUCCAUGAAGCUGCCAAGCUAGGCAGAAGGAACAUGGUAAAGUUAAUGCUGGCCUCUGGAGCACAUCCAGAUGCACGGAGCUCCUAUGGAUUUACUCCUCUUGCCCUGGCUGCUCAAAGCGGACACACUGAAAUCAUGGAACUUCUACUGCAGAAAGGAGCUGAUGUUCAUAGUCAGGCCUCUGAUUCUUCCUCCAUUUUACUUGAAGCGGUUAGAGGAGGGAAUCCAGAUUCUGUGACUCUCUUGCUAGAGUAUGGAGCUGAUGCCAACAUUCCUAAAAGUUCAGGCCACCUGCCCAUUCAUGUGGCAGCUGACAAAGGCCACUUCCUAGCUCUGAAGAUACUGAUCCCAGUCACAGACAUUGCUGCCAUCAAGAGGAGUGGGAUCAGUCCAGUUCACUGCGCAGCGGCAGGGGCGCGCCCCGAGUGCCUGGAACUUCUCAUUCAGGCUGGAUUUGAUGUGAAUUUCAUGCUAGAUCAGAGAAUCCGUAAACAUUAUGAUGACCAAAGGAAGUCGGCUUUGUACUUUGCUGUUUCAAAUGGUGACCUCUCUUCAGUUAAGCUGCUUCUGGGCGCUGGAGCUCUACCCAAUCAAGACCCUGUCAACUGCCUACAGAUAGCUCUCAGGAUGGGCAACUAUGAGCUCAUAAGCCUACUACUGAGGCACGGGGCCAAUGUCAAUUACUACUGCAGAGUUAAUCCUCUGCAUUUCCCAUCAGCACUACAAUACACAUUGAAAGAUGAAGUCAUGCUCAGGAUGCUGUUGAAUUAUGGGUAUGACACCGAGCGAUGUUUUGAUUGUCCUCACGGGGAAAGGGCUCAUCAUCUUUGUACUUUUGAAGGCUGGACAUCUACAGUUAUUAAAGAUACUAUGUUCUGUGAAGUCAUAACUUUGUCAUGGCUACAGCAUCUCUCUGGGAAAGUUGUUCGAGUGAUGCUUGACUAUGUCGAUCAAGUGCAAAUCUGUUCCAAACUGAAAGCUGUGCUUGAGAAACAGAAGCUCUGGUCAGAAAUACAUUUUAUCUUGACAAACCCCCGUUCUCUCAAACAUUUGUGCCGCCUUAAGAUCCGGAAGUGUAUGGGACGGUUACGUUUGCGCUGCCCUGUCUUCAUGUCAUUUCUUCCACUGCCCAACUGCCUAAAAACUUAUAUCCUUUACAAAGAAUAUGACCUUUACAGACAAGAACAUGUUACAGGAAGCUGGUAA
Psammomys obesus (fat sand rat) is the source of this 1782-nucleotide messenger RNA. RefSeq names its product ankyrin repeat and SOCS box containing 14 (gene Asb14). Bases 16 to 1782 code for a protein of 588 amino acids. The record is from RefSeq and is a predicted model, not a curated record. Gene Ontology annotation, molecular function: protein binding. Lineage: Eukaryota; Metazoa; Chordata; Mammalia; Rodentia; Muridae. Gene Ontology annotation, biological process: intracellular signal transduction. Gene Ontology annotation, cellular component: cytoplasm. The transcript has 10 exons.